GAGCCGCCUAUAAGCCUCACCGACACCUUUUCUUCUCGCUUCGCCUCAAUCGUUCCUCUCCUAGGGUUUCGUUUUCCUCGGAUCCUUCUCUUGGGCGAUCAGUCACGGUAGUCAUGGCGGAGAAGAAGAUCAUCUUGAAGAGCUCCGACGGCGAGGUGUUCGAGGUGGAUGAGAUGGUGGCGAUGGAGUCCCAGACGAUCAAGCACAUGAUCGAAGACGACUGCGCCAGCAACGGGAUCCCCCUCCCCAACGUCACCAGCAAGAUCCUCUCGAAAGUGAUCGAGUACUGCAAGAAGCAUGUCGACGCCGCCGCCGCUGCCGCCUCCAAGUCCGCCACCGAUGACACCUCCUCCAAGCUCGGCGAAGAGGAUCUCAAGACCUGGGAUGCCGAGUUCGUCAAGGUCGACCAGGCCACCCUCUUCGACCUCAUCCUGGCUGCAAAUUACCUGAACAUAAAGGGUUUACUAGAUUUGACGUGCCAGACUGUUGCUGACAUGAUCAAGGGAAAGACCCCAGAAGAAAUUCGUAAGACCUUCAAUAUCAAAAAUGACUUCACGCCUGAGGAAGAGGAAGAGGUGCGGCGGGAGAACCAGUGGGCGUUUGAAUGAGUGAUCGGCAUCAUCCUUUCUAGUUUAACUUUGGUUGCGUUCAUGGGUUGUAAGUAGGCUGGAAACUGUGGCAAAUGUUGUCAAAGGAUCUUAUUUUUACCUAAGUUGUUUAAUACUCAUGAGGUACACGUGAGGAUGAUCCGUUUGAGUUAUUUUUGGUCUCACGAAGUACCCCUUCUGAGAGUAAUAGUUUGAGUCGAGUCCUGGGGUUAGGGGUUGUCCUUCCUUCGAUAUUAGAGUAUCGAUUCUUAUACGCAAUUCUCCUGUUAGGUUAAUGCAAAUCCAGUUAUAUUAUUUCGUAA
Molecule: messenger RNA, 910 nt
Organism: Elaeis guineensis (African oil palm)
Lineage: Eukaryota; Viridiplantae; Streptophyta; Magnoliopsida; Arecales; Arecaceae
Product: SKP1-like protein 1
Biological process (GO): ubiquitin-dependent protein catabolic process
Source: RefSeq, a predicted model, not a curated record